AAAGAAAAUACCUUAAAUGCAGACACCUACCAUAAGGACGAAAGAGAGAGUGCAACGUCAUUAGAAAGUAGCAAGACCACAAAAGAAAAAAGGUAAAGAGAGAGACCAAUCACAUGAGAUAACGCUAAGAUAAGGCUUCUUACAUUUACCAUCACAUAUAACCCAACGUUACUAUUAUUCUAAAAUCCAAAAAAUCAAAAACCUAUAUGUUAUAAACAUUGGAAUCAUCAGUCUCUAAGCAGUAUCACACCAACUCAAUAUGGCUACCACCACUGCAGCAGCAGCCUCAGGUAUCUUUGGGAUCCGAAUUCAAGAUCCUAGACCCGGAACCGGUAGGGUCCAAGCCCGGUUCGGGUUCAGUUUCGGAAAAAAGAAACCGGCUCCACCACCAAAGAAAUCAAGGCAGGUCCAAGACGAUGGAGACAGACUAGUUUGGUUCCCCGGCGCAAACCCGCCGGAAUGGUUGGACGGAUCGAUGAUCGGUGACCGUGGAUUUGAUCCGUUCGGUUUAGGUAAACCGGCGGAGUAUCUUCAGUACGAUUUCGACGGUCUUGACCAAAACCUUGCCAAGAACGUGGCGGGUGACAUCAUCGGGAUCAUCCAAGACUCGUCUGAGAUCAAACCCACGCCGUUUCAGCCGUACACUGAAGUCUUUGGGAUCCAACGGUUCAGAGAAUGUGAGCUGAUUCAUGGAAGGUGGGCCAUGCUUGGCACUCUAGGUGCCAUCGCCGUCGAGGCUCUCACCGGAAUUGCAUGGCAAGACGCCGGAAAGGUGGAAUUGGUGGAAGGAUCGUCGUAUUUGGGACAGCCAUUGCCAUUCUCUUUGACGACGUUGAUAUGGAUAGAAGUGCUAGUGGUCGGAUACAUUGAGUUCCAACGUAACUCUGAGCUUGAUCCAGAGAAACGGAUUUACCCGGGUGGGUAUUUUGACCCAUUGGGACUUGCGGCUGAUCCAGAGAAGUUGGAUACCUUGAAGUUGGCGGAGAUAAAGCACUCUCGUCUCGCUAUGGUUGCAUUUCUCAUCUUUGCUCUUCAGGCGGCCUUUACCGGCAAAGGCCCUAUCAGCUUCCUCGCCACCUUUAACAAUUAGUUAAUGAACCUUUCUAUCUUUACUUUUUUCAAAAAAAAAAAUAUACGUUAAAAACUCUAUAAUGCAUGUUAUAUCAUAAAUAAGUCGUUUAUUGUUUGGUAUAUCGUCUUUUUGUUAUCAUAUCAAUCGUGCAAAACCUCUAAAUGUUGAUUUAAAAUUGUGU
Molecule: messenger RNA, 1253 nt
Organism: Arabidopsis lyrata subsp. lyrata
Lineage: Eukaryota; Viridiplantae; Streptophyta; Magnoliopsida; Brassicales; Brassicaceae
Product: chlorophyll a-b binding protein CP29.3, chloroplastic
Exons: 2
Coding region: 260-1090 (276 amino acids)
Biological process (GO): photosynthesis, light harvesting in photosystem I; response to light stimulus
Cellular component (GO): chloroplast envelope; plastoglobule; chloroplast thylakoid membrane
Source: RefSeq, a predicted model, not a curated record